AUGAGAAUAAUAUUAUCAACCAUUUCUAAUAGACCAAUUCAAAUUAGUAAUAUCAGACCAAAUCAUGGUGGUAUUAGAGAAUUUGAACGUAAUUUCCUUCUUUUGAUUGAUAAAAUUACUAAAGGAAGUAAAAUAGAAAUUGAUUCAACAGGUACAAGAGUUAGCUAUAAACCAGGUGUUAUUGUUGGAAGUGGAAUUGGUUCAUUGGCUUUUGAUUGUGGAUUAGAACGUGGUAUUGGAUAUUAUAUUGAAGCUUUAAUUUGUCUUUGUCCAUUUGGAAAAACAUCAUCUGAUAUCUUAUUAAAAGGUAUUACAAAUCAUCCAUUAGAUGUUUCAGUUGAUAUGUAUCGUAAUUGUACACUUCACUUGUUCGAUCAUUUUACGAAAAAACAAAAUCAACCAGUUGCCCCAAUUAGUUUACAAAUUUUGAAGAGAGGUGCUUUACCAUUAGGUGGAGGUGAAGUCAGAUUUGAAUGCCCAAUGGUUAAGGAUCAAUUAAAUCCAAUUCAAGUUCUUGAUGAAGGUAUGAUUAAGAGAGUUAGAGGUAUUGCAUAUAGUACACGUGUUGCACCAACUGUUAGUAAUAGACUUGUUGAUGGUGCCAGACAAAUGUUAAAUUUAUACAUUCCUGAUAUUUGGAUUCACACAGAUCACUAUGGUGGUAAAACAAGUGGUUCAUCUCCUGGUUGGGCUAUUUAUUUACAAGCUGAAACUGACACUGGUUGUAGAAUCACAACUGAAUAUGUUCCAGAUCAAACACACGAAGUUAUUCCAACUAGUAAGGAUUUAAGUGGAGAUUCUGAAUGGAUGAAAAUACCUGAAGAUGUUGGUAAACAUUGUGCUAAAUUAUUAUUUGAAGAAAUUCACAAAGGUGGUUGUGUUGAUUCAAUUAAUCAGUGGUAUAUGCUUUAUUUAAUGGCUUUAACUAGUGAAGAUGUUUCAAAGAUUAGAAUUGGAAAACUUAACUCUUAUUCAAUUGCUUAUCUGAGACAUUUAAAGGACUUUUUGGGUGUUGUUUUCAAGAUUACUCCUGAGCAUGAUUCACGAACAAUUGUUUUGAGUUGUGUUGGUAGUGGUUAUAAGAACAUUGCUAGAAAGAGUAAUUAA
Molecule: messenger RNA, 1107 nt
Organism: Naegleria gruberi
Lineage: Eukaryota; Heterolobosea; Eutetramitea; Acrasida; Naegleriidae
Exons: 1
Coding region: 1-1107 (368 amino acids)
Biological process (GO): endonucleolytic cleavage of tricistronic rRNA transcript (SSU-rRNA, 5.8S rRNA, LSU-rRNA); ribosome biogenesis
Cellular component (GO): nucleolus
Molecular function (GO): RNA endonuclease activity
Source: RefSeq, a predicted model, not a curated record